Molecule: messenger RNA, 663 nt
Organism: Leptidea sinapis
Lineage: Eukaryota; Metazoa; Arthropoda; Insecta; Lepidoptera; Pieridae
Product: probable RNA-binding protein EIF1AD
Exons: 2
Coding region: 178-648 (156 amino acids)
Biological process (GO): translational initiation
Cellular component (GO): nucleus
Molecular function (GO): RNA binding; translation initiation factor activity
Source: RefSeq, a predicted model, not a curated record
UAAUUUUCAAAGUUCAAAUAAGAAGGUUUGUUAACUUGUAAAGUGAAAACAUCAAUAUUUAUAUUUCUUAAAAUAUAAUAUUACCUAAAAGAAUACCUGUUUGGCGCAUUGAAGAAAUUGUGGUGUAUAUGCAUCAUUUAUUUGUAUUUUUAUGUGGGAUUUAUAGUUACAAACGUAAUGUCGAAAGUAAAUAAACGGAAACAUGUAAUGAAUGAAGCAUUGUGGGACGAUUAUGAGCUACCAAAAGAAAAUCAAAGCAUCGUGAAGGUAUUGAAAAGCAGAGGAAAUAACUUACAUGAGAUUGCCACACCCAAAGGUGAAGAAUACCUUGUAUCAAUGCCAACAAAGUUCAGAAAAAAUAUUUGGGUUAAACGGGGUGACUAUGUUCUUGUUGAACCAAUUAUUGAAGGAGACAAAGUCAAAGCAGAAAUAGUGAAAAUCAUGAAUAAGGACUCAAUAAAAUACUACAAAGAAAACAAAAUUUGGCCAACGGAAUUCGAUGAGAACAAAAAAGUUAAUGAUGAAAUUGAAGAUGAUAUGUUUGUAAAUACAAACAGAGUAAAUGUAAAUGUAUAUUAUAGUGAAAGUGACUCUAGUGAAUUAAGUAACUCUGAAAGUUGCAGUGAUCAGGAAAGUGAAAAAAAAUAAAGAUUUUAAUGUUAA